Messenger RNA from Oncorhynchus keta (chum salmon), 1543 nucleotides. RefSeq names its product breast cancer anti-estrogen resistance protein 3 homolog. Gene Ontology annotation, biological process: positive regulation of peptidyl-serine phosphorylation. Lineage: Eukaryota; Metazoa; Chordata; Actinopteri; Salmoniformes; Salmonidae. The transcript is spliced from 8 exons. Bases 131 to 736 code for a protein of 201 amino acids. The record is from RefSeq and is a predicted model, not a curated record.
GGCAGAGCGGACCGAAAGCAACAGAUCCAGCAACAGAUCCAGCAACAGAUCCAGCAACAGCGCCCUCGACAGGGUGGGGGUGGAAUCACAGCCAGACCGCAGCAAGAGAUUCAGCUUCAACUCAUCACACAUGGACACACUACACGUCACUAACACACUGCUCAGGAGUGGGAGUCAGCCAGCCAACCUGGAGAAUCUGGGCAGAAGACCCUCGAUCCAAUCAGCACAGUCUGAAAGCAACCUACGCACAGGUGCUCCUCAUAGCGGUGAAUCAGAGGCCGUAGGCCCCGCUCCCAUUUCCCCAGUGUUCCGAACGGGUAGCGAACCCCUGAUCAGCCCCUCAGCCCUCAGACACACACGGCCCUCACACCCAGGUGGAGGUGUGACGCUGCGAGGUUCUGACGGACAGCUGCACCCCCGAGCCCCGCCCAAACCCUUCAGAGUGUCCACCUUCUUCCCCGGGACUCCUCCCAACCGUCACCAUGACGACCCCUAUGACGAGCUGGUCAUCCAGGUGCCUGAAUCAAAAAAGCGGGGCCACGUGGACAGGCUGCGUGCGGAGGAGAAGUGGCAGAGCAGAGCCCGUCUCACUGAGACAUCCUUCAGCUUCCUGGAGGCACAGGAAAGCGGGGAGUUGCCUGGUUACCAAUUGACGGACAGGUCCAGGAGGAAGAGGAGGAUUCACACUUUCAGAGGCCGCAGGUUUGUUGUUGUUGGGUGUUGUUUAUUUUAUUAGAUUUACAAUGAACAGCAUUGUGAUGUAGGGGAUUCUAUUAGAUGUUUAUUGGACAGCAUUGUGAUGUAGGGGAUUCUAUUAGAUGUUUAUUGAACAGCAUUGUGAUGUAUGUGAUUCUAUUAGAUGUUUAUUGAACAGCAUUGUGAUGUAGGGGAUUCUAUUAGAUGUUUAUUGGACAGCAUUGUGAUGUAGGGGAUUCUAUUAGAUGUUUAUUGGACAGCAUUGUGAUGUAGGUGAUUCUAUUAGAUGUUUAUUGGACAGCAUUGUGAUGUAGGGGAUUCUAUUAGAUGUUUAUUGAACAGCAUUGUGAUGUAGGUGAUUCUAUUAGAUGUUUAUUGAACAGCAUUGUGAUGUAGGGGAUUCUAUUAGAUGUUUAUUGGACAGCAUUGUGAUGUAGGGGAUUCUAUUAGAUGUUUAUUGGACAGCAUUGUGAUGUAGGGGAUUCUAUUAGAUGUUUAUUGAACAGCAUUGUGAUGUAGGUGAUUCUAUUAGAUGUUUAUUGAACAGCAUUGUGAUGUAGGGGAUUCUAUUAGAUGUUUAUUGGACAGCAUUGUGAUGUAGGGGAUUCUAUUAGAUGUUUAUUGGACAGCAUUGUGAUGUAGGGGAUUCUAUUAGAUGUUUAUUGGACAGCAUUGUGAUGUAGGGGAUUCUAUUAGAUGUUUAUUGAACAGCAUUGUGAUGUAGGUGAUUCUAUUAGAUGUUUAUUGAACAGCAUUGUGAUGUAGGGGAUUCUAUUAGAUGUUUAUUGGACAGCAUUGUGAUGUAGGGGAUUCUAUUAGAUGUUUAUUGGACAGCAUUGUGAUGUAG